AUCGCCUUAGGAGUAUCAAGUGUAAUGAAAGUGCAAAGAAAAGCUUAGAUUGUGCCUGGCAAAUGAGUUUAUUUACCUUGUCAAAUAAAUGAAACGUCACUAUGCCCUGGUAUAGCCGUUGUAAAGAGUGUCGACGUCAACGGAGCAAAUUUGCAUUUCAAUGAGAUUUUUUGAAAGGGAGGUAGAGACAGGUGGAUUGAUAUUAGGGAAUACGAUAAACAACCCAAUCAGACCUUUAGUAUCUCGAGGAUCUGUGAGGACGUAGUAAGUCCAUAUCGUAUAAACAUAAGGAUUACAAUGGAGAAGUGAGGUUAAAAGUAACCCAACUCAAGACAGUGUUUCAGUCUUCGCAGUGGUGAACACAGAGAUGAUUAAACACAAGUACGGUAAGGCUGAUUUAACUUCAGCCACGCGCUUUCAAGUGAAAUAUCUUGGCAGUGGGAUGACGGAAGAGCCAGGCUUGGCUGGGAUAGAGAAAGCGGUGCGGAAAAUACAAGAGCGAGCGAAAGUCGACGACAAAUCGAGCCCGAAAAUGAACCUGGAAGUAGAACACGACGGCGUGAAAUUCACCGAGGUGAAAACCAAGUCCACAAUGAAGGAUUCAAAGUUUAUUGCACUAAAACAUAUUUCCUAUUGUACUCUAAACAGAAUUGACACUACUAUCUUCGCUUUUAAUCACCACAAAAGUCCAUCGGUGGUAGAAUGCCACGCGGUUGCUUGCGACAGCGAGGACAAAGCGAAAUCCAUUGCACUGGCGUUGUACGCCGCCUUCCGCGAGGGUCAUUUUCAGAAGUUGCGAAGAGAAAGGAAGAAGUCUCUUGAGCAAAAACAUGUCGAAAGGAGAGCAAGUUUUGAACAUUACGAACAAAGAAACAGUUCUAAUAAUACUGCCACAGAAACACUUUCGUCGGCAGAUUCAGUCGAGAACUCGCCACAGGCAACCAAAGGUGCAAACCAUUCUGAACCACCUUGCAAUGAUAUUCAUUCAAUUGAUAUUCAUCACGAAGAAGAACUGGAGCUAGAUAAAAUCAUUGAGGACCUUCUCUCGACCGUGGAAAUAGAAAAGGCAAAAAUUGAACAGGGUGUUGAAUGAAACAACGCGGUUAAUUGUUAACAAAAGAAGGCAAGAGUCCCGUCAUUUCUGGUGGCAAUUUAUAUUGUUACUACAAUGAUAACAUAAUAUUGCGGGAAUUAGUCUGUGUUAAGGGCGAUGACAGCGGCAGGUGAAUUCGUAAUUUUUUAAAUCAAGCUCAGUUUAAUUUUCAAUCAUUUCUUACUAAUUGUCUACCACUGAGAGAAACAAAGUACUUUUCUGAGUAAAUGAAGCUUUUACUAUCCUUUCGGGGGGAGGAAGUUUGUUUUUAAUUUCUAAUUACGACGCCCCGUGAAAAGUGACAUGCAUACUUUCCUUUGUGUUUUGAAUACAUUGCUGGAAUUAGAAUAUGUCAAUAAAAUGUUUCAUCU
Messenger RNA from Orbicella faveolata, 1464 nucleotides. RefSeq lists its product as uncharacterized. Lineage: Eukaryota; Metazoa; Cnidaria; Anthozoa; Scleractinia; Merulinidae. The record is from RefSeq and is a predicted model, not a curated record.